AUGGCUCCAGCUUUCAUUCUGUACGGCGCUCGCGGUUCAACCAAUACGGACCGUGUGCGCCUGACUCUCGCCGAAGGUGGCUUUACGGAUUACGAACUCGUAUGGAUCAACCUAUUCAAAGGAGAGCAAAAGUCUGAGGAACACAUGAAGCGUCAUCCAUGGGGCAAAGUCCCCGUCGUCACUUUUCCCGAUGGAUUCACCCUCUACGAGAGCCGCGUGAUCUCUAAAUACCUCGCCAAGAAGUACUCGUUUCCUCUUUUACCCCGAGACUCCGACAUGGAAGCUUCCGCACUGUUUGACCAGGCUGUUUCCGAAGAAAUGAUCUACUUCUCCGACCCCGCAGGUAAAAUCACCUUUGAGAAGUUCGUCAAAAAGCUCAUGGGAUUGUCUCCCGACGAGGCUGUCGUCUCAGGUGCGUUGAAGUCAGUCGAGGCGUUCUUCGACGUGGCGGACAACGUCCUACAGCGCAGGGAGUACAUGGGCGGGAAUGACUUUACACUAGUAGACAUCUACUAUAUCCCGCAGAUUCAGAGGCUUUUCGUCUGUGGUUAUGGAGAUCUCAUUCUCAGCCGCAAAUCAGUUAAUGCAUGGUGGAAUCGCGUCGUCAACCGGCCGGCCAUACAUAACUUGCUGGCAGCUGAUAAAGAAGCCAUGGCUGGGGCAAGUAGAUAG
Molecule: messenger RNA, 672 nt
Organism: Colletotrichum truncatum
Lineage: Eukaryota; Fungi; Ascomycota; Sordariomycetes; Glomerellales; Glomerellaceae
Product: Glutathione S-transferase 1-like protein 1
Biological process (GO): glutathione metabolic process
Cellular component (GO): cytoplasm
Molecular function (GO): glutathione transferase activity; glutathione binding
Source: RefSeq, a predicted model, not a curated record